Molecule: messenger RNA, 5561 nt
Organism: Dissoconium aciculare CBS 342.82
Lineage: Eukaryota; Fungi; Ascomycota; Dothideomycetes; Mycosphaerellales; Dissoconiaceae
Product: clathrin heavy chain
Exons: 3
Coding region: 300-5327 (1675 amino acids)
Biological process (GO): Golgi to endosome transport; receptor-mediated endocytosis; intracellular protein transport
Cellular component (GO): actin cortical patch; clathrin coat of trans-Golgi network vesicle; clathrin complex
Molecular function (GO): structural molecule activity; clathrin light chain binding
Source: RefSeq, a predicted model, not a curated record
CAAUGCUCCACCACAAGCUGUCCUGUUAGGUGUCUGCAAUAAUUCGGCUUCAUCAUACUCCUUGUCCCAUUCCCCAAAGCACCUCUCUUCGUCAUCACGACUACCACCACCUUAUUUCCUCUUCUCACGCCCGUCACGAGUCUCAUUCGCUUGUUCGACGCGUGCUUGAUUCACUGAAUUUCAUGCGCCACGCCUGGUCCGCCUGCAAUCAUUCUGAGGACACUCCCAUUGCAGGCAGCAUUGCAGCGUCGCAAAACAAUACAUGAUUUGUUUUCAAUAAUUCGCCCAGUUCUUCAAUCAUGGCGCCAUUACCCAUCAAAUUCCAAGAGCUUCUUCAACUGACACAAGUCGGCAUUCUGCCUGGUUCGAUAGGCUUCAACUCGUGUACCCUUGAAUCAGAUCAUUUCAUCUGUGUACGGCAGCAAGCAGAGGGAAGCGCAUCGCCCGAUGUGGUCAUCAUCAACCUCAAAAAUGGCAACAGCGUCAUGAAGAGGCCGAUCAAGGCCGACAGCGCCAUUAUGCACUGGAACAAAGAGGUCAUUGCUCUCAAGGCUGGCGGCAAGACUCUGCAGAUAUUCGAUUUGGGACAGAAGACAAAGAUCAAGAGCACGACUAUGAACGAGGAUGUGCUGUUCUGGAAGUGGUUCAGCGAAUCUACCCUUGGUCUUGUCACAGAUACCGGCGUCUACCACUGGAACAUUUUCGACGCAACUCAAGCAUCGCCACAGAAGAUGUUCGAUCGCAACCAGAAUCUCGCUGGUUGCCAGAUCAUAAAUUACCGCGUUAGUGACGAUGAGAAGUGGAUGUCUGUCGUUGGUAUUUCCCAGCAACAGGGCCGUGUCGUCGGUAGCAUGCAAUUAUACUCAAAGGAACGCGGUAUCAGCCAGGCCAUCGAAGGACACGCCGCCGCCUUUGGAACGUUCCGCAUGGAAGACGCCCCUGCGGACACAAAGCUUUUCACAUUUGCCAAUCGUUCCGCGACUGGCGCCAAGUUGCACAUUGUCGAAGUCGAUCACCAAGCGCCUAACCCUCAAUUCCAGAAGAAGGCUGUGGAUAUAUAUUUCCCUCCAGAAGCGACCAAUGACUUCCCCGUCGCCAUGCAAGUAUCGCGCAAAUACAAGGUCAUUUAUCUUGUGACAAAAUACGGCUUUAUCCAUCUCUACGAUCUUGAAACCGGUACGACCAUUUUCAUGAACCGUAUCUCGAGCGAAACGAUCUUCACAACCGCUGGGGAUGAGGACGGUUCCGGAAUCAUUGGUGUGAACAGAAAGGGGCAAGUUCUCUCCGUGAGCGUCGACGAGAAUACCAUCAUCCCAUAUCUGCUGCAGAACGCCGAGAAUGCCGAACUUGCGUACAAGUUGGCAUCUCGAGCGGGCCUCCCUGGAGCUGAUUCACUUUAUCAACAACGUUUCGACCAACUUCUAUCACGAGGUGAAUACCAGGCGGCUGCGAAGACAGCUGCAAACUCUCCACAGGGAUUCUUGCGUACACCACAAACGAUCGAGAAGUUCAAGGCCCUGCCCGCGCAGCAAGGUCAACUUUCUGUCAUUCUACAGUACUUUGGCAUGCUUUUGGACAAGGGCAAGCUUAACCAACACGAAACUCUUGAGUUGGCUCGUCCAGUGCUGCAACAGAACCGGAAGCACUUGCUAGAGAAGUGGAUGGGUGAAGGCAAGCUUGGUUGCUCCGAGCAACUUGGCGAUCUCGUGCGUCUUCACGAUGUUGCACUCGCACAGCAGAUCUACCAGGAAGCCGGCGCUGCACAGAAAGUUAUCGCCGCCAUGGCCGAAUCGGGCAAUUUCGAGCAGAUCAUCCCGUACUCACAAUCCGCUGGCUACACUCCUGAUUACAACGCCCUCUUGCAACACAUCGCACGGGUCAACCCAGAGAAGGCCGCUGAGUUCGCCACGAGUCUUGCUCGCGAGGACGCUAGCCUCAUCGAUGUUGAUCGUGCUGUGGACGUCUUCCAGUCUCAGGGCAUGGUUCAACAGGCCACUGCAUUCUUGCUGGACGUUUUGUCCGCUAACAAACCAGAGCAAGGAGCGCUUCAAACCAGGCUGCUCGAGAUGAACCUCCUCAACGCUCCCCAAGUCGCAGACGCCAUCCUUGGUAACGAUAUGUUCUCGCACUAUGAUCGCCAGCGCGUUGCUCAGCUCUGUGAAAACGCUGGUCUUUUGACUAGGGCUCUAGAGCACUACACCCAGGAAGCUGACAUCAAGCGGUGCAUCGUACAAACUGACAAGAUUCCGCCGGAAUUCCUCGUCAAUUUCUUUGGUCAACUUACUGUUGAACUGGGUCUUGCAUGCUUGGACGAGAUGCUCAAGUCAAACAUCCGCCAAAACUUGCAGGCAGUCAUCGACAUCUCCAAGAAGUACUCCGAUCUUUUUGGUCCCACCCGCAUUAUUGAUUUACUUGAGAAAUACCGGACUGCAGAGGGUCUUUACUACUACCUCGGCGGUAUCGUCAACAUCAGCGAAGACAAGGAUGUCACAUUCAAGUAUAUCGAGGCUGCCACCAAGAUGGGCCAAUUGCAGGAAGUUGAGCGCGUUUGCCGAGAGUCCAACUUCUAUGAUCCAGAACGCGUUAAGAAUUUCCUCAAGGAGCAGCAGUUGACGGAGCAGCUUCCCCUCAUCAUCGUCUGCGACCGCUUCAAUUUCGUUCAUGAUCUUGUGCUUUACUUGUACAAGAACCAACAAUUCAAGUCUAUCGAGGUCUAUGUCCAGCGCGUUAACCCCGCCAGAACUCCUGGCGUAAUCGGUGGUCUUUUGGACGUUGACUGUGACGAGAACAUUAUCAAGGGACUUCUCAGCUCCGUAUCGCCUCAGAGCAUUCCCAUUGACGAGCUCGUUGCCGAGGUCGAGUCACGCAACCGUCUGAAGAUUCUGCUGCCAUUCCUUGAAGCGACCUUGGCUGCUGGCAACCAACAACAAGCUGUUUACAAUGCUCUCGCGAAAAUUUACAUUGAUAGCAAUGCCAACCCAGAGAAGUUUCUCAAGGAGAACGAUCUCUACGACACCCUCACAGUCGGAAAGUACUGCGAGAAGCGCGACCCCAACCUCGCUUACAUCGCCUACCGCAAGGGCCAGAACGACCUCGAGCUCAUCAGCAUCACGAACGAAAAUGCCAUGUUCCGUCCGCAGGCUCGCUACCUCCUUGAAAGAGGUGAUUCAGAGAUCUGGUCUUACGUCCUUUCAGACAACAACGUGCACCUGCGGUCGCUUGUCGAUCAGGUCAUCGCAACCGCAGUUCCCGAGUCAUCGGACCCAGAGCUGGUCUCCAUCGCGGUCAAGGCUUUCAUCGACGCUGAUCUCCCCGUCGAGUUGAUCGAGUUGUUAGAAAAGAUUAUCCUCGAGCCGACCACCUUCAGUGACAACGCCAAUCUACAGAAUCUCCUGAUGCUCACUGCUGCGAAGUCUGACCGAGGCCGAGUCGCCGGUUAUAUCCAACGACUUGACAACUACACCCCUGACGAGAUUGCUGAACAGUUGGUCGAGGUUGGUCUUUAUGACGAAGCCUUUGACAUCCACAAGAAGGCCAAGAACCAUUUGGCAGCGACCAGCGUGCUCGUUGACCACAUCGUCAGCAUCGAUCGAGCACAAGAGUAUGCCGACCAAGUCGACACCCCUGAGGUCUGGAGCAAAGUGGCCAAAGCCCAGCUUGAUGGUCUUCGGGUCACAGACUCUGUUGAAUCAUACAUCCGAGCACAAGAUCCAUCAAACUUCGCCGAAGUCAUCGAGAUUGCCACGCACGCCGGGAAGGAUGAGGACCUCAUCAAAUUCCUUCGCAUGGCGCGCAAGACAUUGCGCGAACCUGCCGUCGACACUGCUCUCGCAUUCUCUUACGCAAGGACCAACCAAUUGCCGGAGCUCGAAGACUUCCUGCGCGCAAGCAAUGUUGCCAACAUUGAAGAGUCAGGUGACAAAGCCUAUGCUGAGGGCUACCACGAGGCUGCGAAGAUCUUCUUUACCUCGAUUUCGAACUGGGCCAAGCUCGCCACCACACUUGUGCACCUUGGCGAUUAUCAGGCUGCCGUUGAAUGUGCACGAAAAGCAAACAAUGUGAAAGUCUGGAAGCAAGUGAACGAAGUCUGCAUUGCGAAGAAAGAGUUCCGCCUUGCGCAGAUCUGUGGUCUGAACCUGAUCAUCCACGCCGAGGAGCUCGCAGAGCUUGUCACUCAAUACGAGCGAAAUGGAUACUUCGACGAGCUGAUCGCCUUGUUGGAAGCUGGUCUGGGCCUCGAGGCUGCCCAUGGUGCGCUAUUCACCGCCCUGGGUGUGGCAUUGAGCAAAUACCACCCUGAGCGUGUCAUGGAGCAUCUCCGCAUUUUCUGGGGACGACUCAACAUUCCAAGGGUUAUCAAAGCCUGUACCGAGGCCCACUUGUUUCCGGAAGUCAUCUUCUUGUACACGCACUACGAUGAAUUCGACAACGCAGCUUUGGCCAUGAUGGAACGUGCAGCCGACGCCUGGGAACACCACACUUUCAAGGACAUCAUCGUGAAGGUUUCCAACGUCGAAAUCUAUUAUCGAUCAUUGAAUUUCUAUCUCCAGGAGCAGCCAUCCCUCAUAACGGACCUACUUCAAGUGCUGACGCCUCGCAUCGAUGUCAACCGAGUGGUCAAGAUGUUCGAAAAGUCAGACAACAUCCCGAUGAUUAAACCGUUCUUGUUAAACGUUCAGUCACAGAACAAGCGGGCAGUCAACGAUGCCAUCAACGACCUCCUUAUUGAGGAAGAGGAUUACAAGCAGUUGCGCGACAGUGUGCAAAACUUCGACAACUACGAAGCCGUGGCCCUUGCGCAGCGACUGGAGAAGCACGAACUUGUCUUCUUCCGCCAGAUCGCUUCGAACAUUUACCGCAAGAACAAGCGUUGGGAGAAGUCCAUUGAAUUGUCAAAACAGGACAAGCUGUACAAAGACGCGAUCGACACAGCUGCCAUCUCUAACAAAGAAGAAGUCGUCGAUGAACUCCUCCGAUACUUCGUCGAUAUCGGCAGCAAAGAAUGCUUCGUCGGCAUGCUUUACACCUGCUACGAUCUCAUCCCGCUGCACACUGUCAUGGAGCUCUCUUGGCGCCAUGGCCUAAAUGACUUCACCAUGCCGUUCAUGAUCAACUACAUGGCUCAGCAAUCCGCCACCAUCGCUGAGCUCAAGCGCGACAACGAGGAGCGCAAAACCCGUGAGCUCGCAGACAAGAAGGAAGAAGACACCGGUCCCAUCCUAGGCCAGUCCCGACUUCUUCUCACGCAAGGUCCUGUCGGAGGACAGAGCCCCGCGCCAUAUGCCAAUGGCAUGAUGCCGCAGCCGACAGGCUACCGAGGAUUCUAGAUGAUGUGAAUAGUUUUGUGUUUGUAAUGAGCGAAAGAGUACAUGGCCCCUUUUCAAGUUAACUCGAUCUCCGAAGUGUGCAGAUUUAUUUUGGAGAUGCCGGUGGUUUGUCCAAGAUGUCGCCUCAUUCGAUCGAUGUACCAGUUCGAAUCUUCGUAGAUGCGUGCUAGAAGUACUCGAGAUUGUAAUAGUAUUGUUUUAUCGAUUUAUGCCUUCAUCCGCCUGUUACCUCGG